CACCCGCGAAGGCGGGUGCGAGUGACGUCCUGCAAGCGAGCUUGAGCCUGUUCUUCGGCCGCGUCUUCGAGGCGGGAGUGUCUCGGCUGUCUGGAGGAAGCCGUAUCGUUAGCCCGAAUCGUCUGGCUUCUCGGAUAAUCGAAGAGGAAGGAGGGGCAAUCGGAAGAUGGCAAGACAUGCUCGAGACAGUGACGGCUCAAAAUAGGAGGGUACUAUAUAGCUGUGUUGCGCAACCCGCAGCGGUCCCCACUUCACCCCCCCUACUGCGUAUGGUGGUAUUUCAGUCCCUUGUACCUUGUAUCCGUUCCUGUAUCCUACCACCAUAGACGAUUGCCUCUCACUCCCCUCCACGACGCCCUACACUAUCGUCAACAUGCUCGCUGGCCCCCAGACCGCCACCAGUGCCCAUCGUUCAGCUCCCUCUUCCUCCCGCCCCAAAAUCGCCUUCGCCACCGGGACGAAGGUCACCUCUGGAAAAGCCCCCCGCGGCAUCCCAACGCCAGACGCCGUGCAGCAACGGGCAACGCUGCCGCCCGAGGCGCAGCACAACAGCAUCUACUGCAUACGAUGCGCAGUGCCCCACUUCUACGUACCCAAGCCCAUACCCAUCAUCAUCACCAACCCCUAUGACGCCGACGAGAACAUGAUCGAGCGGCUCGAGGGCGUUCCGUGUCUUCGGCGGCAGAUCAACAUACUCCACAUCGCCCUGCCCUCCGACCUCAGGGACCAGAUACCAGACGCCCUGCGCGCGGCCCGACGACUAGUAGAAGCGCGGGUCGGGCGGUACGAGGAGCAGAGGCUGCUGCCGAACCUGCGCAAAGUCGUCUACCACGGAUCCUGGUCAGACGCCUACCGCGCUCCUGCUGCCAUUCGCGCAGUCGAGCGGCUGUACGCGCGCGAGGAGGACGUACCUGACGACGGGUCGAUACACAGCGAGGAGGCUCUGGAGCGUCCCUCGCACGCGUGCGUCGUGGAGAUGCGUGGCCACUUCGUUCACCGGAAUGGAGUCGGGUUCGAGUGCAUAAAAACAGACAUGCCAUAGACUCAUCGCGGCAUAGCGACGGCAUACUUAGACGACAACGGACUUUGCAGGGUGGAAUGUGUGUAUUUACUGUAAUGGGUGGUUGUGUGUGCGGAUUUGGUGUAGCUGUAUCUCCAGUACUCACGGGCACGUGCCAAAAAAAGUUCAACUUGUAGAAAAUAAAUCAAAGCGUUUCCUGGUC
Messenger RNA from Schizophyllum commune H4-8, 1223 nucleotides. RefSeq lists its product as uncharacterized. NCBI's taxonomy places the organism in Eukaryota, Fungi, Basidiomycota, Agaricomycetes, Agaricales, Schizophyllaceae. The transcript is spliced from 2 exons. The coding region runs from base 374 to 1042 and encodes 222 amino acids. The record is from RefSeq and is a predicted model, not a curated record.